CCAUCCUGUGGGUUUAGUACUCUCCGUUCUCAUGCACGCCAUUAAAUCUGAGAAGAAGCAAAGCAAACUACGACGGACGAUGCACCAACCCAAGCCGAUGAUGCACGUCGGAUGACGUCCGAGGGGUGACGUACCCAAACGCUUCCUGCCCACGAUUCCAUGUCCUGUUGUAGGACAUCACCGAUUACAUAGGCCACGGCCUCCUCUGACUCCUUCCUCUCGUCUUCUUAAAGCCGCCUGCCCGUUUCCCUCUCAUAGUUUGCGUUUUCAAAUUAUCCUUCUUAUCCUGCCCUUCUGUUGCCUGCUUUCCCUCAACUGGCUAUUAGCACUGGCGGAAAGAAACGAGAGAGAAGAAGAAGAGAUGGAAGCAGCCAUCACUGAUCGCUCUCGAGGAUUCAAUAUUAGUCCCAACGGUGGUGAUUCGGGUAUGGCUGGUUUGGGAGGAUUCAGUCGGCCGCAGUUCAAUUUUAUGGAGCUGCAAUCGUCUGCAAAAGCGCAUCAAAAAGAAAAGGAACUGGAGGCGGAGGUGAGGAGGAUGGGCCAAGAGAACGAGCGGCUGAGCCGAAUGCUCGAGGAGGUCUGCCGGAGCUACAAGGCGCUGCAGGCGCAGGUGGCGUCGUUGGCCGGAAGCGGCGGGAGGGAGGAGGGCGUAUCCUCGCCGAAAAAGAGGAACGUCGAAGAGGACGCGGAGGGGAGCAGCUCCGGCGAGGAGGGGUCGGUGGCCAAGUGCCGGAAGCGGUUGAGGGAAGAACUUUCCUCCGGGUCGGUGGCUACCAAUCUCAUCACGCGGGUCCACGUAAAGACCGACCCCUCUGACAACAGCCUGGUAGUGAAGGAUGGUUACCAGUGGAGGAAGUAUGGGCAGAAGGUGACGAAGGACAACCCCAGCCCUCGUGCCUACUUCAGAUGCGCCUUCGCACCCGGGUGCCCGGUCAAGAAGAAGGUCCAGAGAAGCGCGGAGGAUAAGACCAUCUUGGUGGCAACGUAUGAGGGGCAGCACAACCACGCCCACACGUCAGCCAACGACGCCGCACGGACGAGCUCUGCUGGGUCGCAGGCUGCGCCCGACGACGGUUCUCUCCCUUGCUCCGUCUCCGUCAUCGCCUCCAGGCCUACCGUCACCUUGGAUUUGACUCGGGCCACAACGGAAGGGGGAUCGGCUUCAGCGCUCAGCGGCGGCAGCGAGCUGCAGAAGGCGGUGGCGGAGCACGUGGCCUCGUCGCUGGCGAAGGACCCGAGCUUUACGGCAGCCUUGGCGUCCGCUCUUUCCUCCAAGAUUUUCACUAGGCCUCCUAAUUAGGUUAGAUUUGUAAGUGAAAACAGGGCCAUAUGCUGGCGCCCUUUUGUGUGGAAGCUGCAACACCGGUGCAAAUGUUUCAUUAACACUGUCAUGUAAGCAGCAAAUGAUUGUAAAAUAUUUUUCCGCUUCUCCAAAGAAUUUUCCACUUCAUCAUCUCC
Nymphaea colorata (pocket water lily) is the source of this 1458-nucleotide messenger RNA. Its product is annotated as WRKY transcription factor WRKY76-like. Gene Ontology annotation, biological process: regulation of DNA-templated transcription. Lineage: Eukaryota; Viridiplantae; Streptophyta; Magnoliopsida; Nymphaeales; Nymphaeaceae. The transcript has 4 exons. Bases 362 to 1300 code for a protein of 312 amino acids. The record is from RefSeq and is a predicted model, not a curated record. Gene Ontology annotation, molecular function: DNA-binding transcription factor activity; sequence-specific DNA binding.